AGGACUGUUGCUGUAGCUGGGGUGUGUACAGCGGUGUACACUCAGUUACUCAAUGGCUGUUGCGGACAUUAACAAGAGUUAGCUUCUUUUAACACUUUGUUUUUAAAGUGCAGUGUUUUCAGCGUAAUGGUGUGGACGCAACACAAUGGUUCUGCAGUAAAUAUGGGUCAGAGAGAAGAAGACAAGGUGUGGUGUCUUAACAUCCUCACCUACCACAGAGAGCUGCUGGUGUCCAGGCUGAGGAGCAUUCAGUGCAUCCUGGACAACCUGUUGGCCUGCGGCUUCAUAUGUGAAGAGGAUGUUGAGAUCAUACAGCGAACUGCCACCAAGACGGAUCAGGUGCGCAAAAUCUUGGAGCUGGUCCAAUGCAAAGGCCAGGAGGCCUGUGAAUUCUUCAUUUACAUCAUAUAUAAAGUAUGUGAUGCCUACAUAGACCUGCAGCCAUGGUUGAAAGAGAUAAACUACAACCCAAGCAGUGAUGUAACGCUGAUAACAGUGGUUAACACAGAUCCCAUCAGCAGGUAUUGUGAGAAGUUGAAGCACGAGAUGAGCCGGGACACCUGCUUCAUCAUGUCAUACGGCCAGCGAGAGGAGACGAGGCUAGAGGACCUUUACACUGACACACUGAUGGAACUGUUGAACGACUGCAAUGAAAGUUUGGGCUUCUUAGAGAGUCUGGACCAGCUCCUGGGAGACCAUGCAGUCUUCAAUCCCCAAGGUGAAAUCAUCUAUGUUAUGGGGGAUGCCGGUGUGGGAAAAUCCAUCCUCCUGCAGAAGCUUCAGAACCUCUGGUCCAAAAAGGAGCUGCAGACGGAUGCCAUCUUCUUUUUUAAGUUCCGCUGUAGGAUGUUCAGCAUCCUCAAAGAAACAGAGCAGAUCUCCCUUAGAGACCUUCUGUUCAAAUACAACUGCUACCCAGAUCUUGAUCCAGAUAAUGAGGUGUUUGAUUACAUCGUGCGCUUCCCUGAGAAGGUUCUUUUUACAUUUGAUGGCUACGAUGAGCUUCAGAUGAAUGAUCUGAUGAAUGUUCCUGAAGUGGUGUCACCAGAUGUGAAGGCACACCCCUUCCAGCUGCUCAUCAGUUUGCUCAGUGGGAAGCUACUCAAGGGCUCCCAGAAGGUGCUGACGGCCCGGACAGGGACUGAGAUCCAGAGUAGGGUGAUCAGAAAGAAGGUGGUUCUGCGGGGAUUCUCCCCAGCUCAUCUCAAGACCUACAUUGAUCUGCACUUUAAGGAGCAGGAGCACAGAGAGCUGGUUUCAGUUCAGCUGGAUGCUAGCCCCCACCUGUGUGGCCUCUGCUCCACCCCGCUGUUCUGCUGGAUUGUAUUUAAGAGCUUUAGGCACCUGCACACCAUGCAUGAUAGUUUCCAUCUGCCUGAAACCUGCAUCACACUGACAGACAUCUUCCUGCUGCUGUCGGAGGUGUUCCUCACCCGCUCAGCCUCACCUGCGCCGUCUCUGCUGAAGAAAAGCACCCGAUGUGCCUCUGAGACAUUCAAAGCAGGGCUCAGGCCUCUUGCAGCAUUUGCCAAACUAGCACUUCAGGGUAUGGAGAGUGGUAGCUUCAUUUGCACCCAAGAGGAGAUCACUGCAUGUGGCCUGACGGAGGAGGACCUGACGCUGGGCUUUCUAAGACCUGUCAGUGAGUAUGAUGCCAAUGGAAGCCCUGCUACAUUUGAAGUCCUCCAUAUCACCCUCCAGUCUUUCCUGGCAGCAUUUGCUCUAGUGUUGGAUGAGCAGGCUGCUGCCAGCUCCAUCCUCAAGUUCUUCACAGAGUGCAGCAGGAAAAGAGAAGUCUCCUGUCUGCCGUUUAACGUCUGUGUCUGUGGCUCCUCAAAGCCCAGUGAGAAGAAGCCAUUCACAUCCAAUGAGCACCUUCAGUUCACUAAUCUGUUUCUGUGUGGACUGCUGUCCAAGGCUAACACUGGCCUGAUUCAACAUCUGGUAUCCCCUGUGUUACUAAAGAAAAAACGGACCCUGCUAAAAUCCUACCUGUCCACCAGUGUGAAGUCCCACCUCCACGGCUUACCCCACUACAACAGUGAAGACGGCAAGAAAGUUCAUGUUUUGCCCAACUUCUUGUGGAUGCUGAGGUGCAUCUUUGAGACAGGGAGCAAAGACAUCGCUCAGAUGACAGCAAAAGGCAUCACAGCGAACUUCAUCAAGCUGGGUUACUGCGACGUGUACUCAGGUGACUGCACCGCCCUGAACUUUGUACUGCAGCACCGUCAGAAGCUCCUGGGCGUUGACAUGGACAACAACAACAUCAGUGACUACGGGGUGAAGCAGCUGAAGCCCUCCUUUUCUAAGAUGACAGUAGUGAGAUUGAGCGUCAAUCGCCUGUCUGACAGCAGCAUCGAGGUUCUUGCAGAGGAACUGUGUAAGCACAAAAUUGUGGAGAUCUUGGGGCUUUACAACAACGAAAUCACAGAUGCCGGAGCCAAACUAGUUGCUCGGAUAAUUGAGGAAUGCCCAAAGCUGCGAACUGUCAAGAUUGGUAAAAACAAGAUCACCAGUGUUGGCGGGAGGUAUUUGGCCAGCGCCAUUCAGAAGAGCACUUCCAUAUUUGAUGUUGGAAUGUGGGGGAACAGCAUCGGCGAUGAGGGAGCAGAGGCCUUUGCAGAAGCUCUGAAACAGCAUCCUCGGCUCACCAACCUCAGUCUCUCAGCCAAUGGCAUCACAUCUAAAGGUGGGAAGUGCCUGGCAGAAGCACUGAAAGAGAACAGCGUCCUCAGGAUAUUCUGGUUGGUGCAGAAUGAGCUGACUGAUGACGCAGCUCCUCACUUGGCUGAGUUGGUCCAAGCGAACACGGGUUUACUCCACCUCUGGUUAAUCAGCAACCAGUUCACUGUGGAUGGGAUCAAACAGCUCGCUGAGGCCCUAACUCACAACACAGCACUCAAAGAGAUAUGCGUGAAAGGAAACCAGCUCUCUGAGGAGGAAGAGAAUCAGUUUGUGGAAGAGAAAAGGCUGCGGUUCCACUGACUGGGCACUCACGUGAGACGUGCAUGCACUGAGUAAUGUCGGCAUGGCAGAAAACGUGUACUGUAGUGUGUGUUCACUGUAUGAAUGCAGAGUGUUAGCAGACUGAUUUGGUACAGUAUGAUUGAGUAUGUAUGAUUUCAGCUGAGUAACUGUGUGGCUGUGGGCACAAAGUCUGAUGUUAGAUACUGUAUAUUCAUAUCAUUCAUUGUUGAUGAAACCAUUUUUGCACUGAGAAAACUUUUUCAUGUUGGGGAUGUUUUGCUGUAAUUUUGACCAAAUAUCUGACAUGACGACUGUUACAGAAAAAAGGAAGUGGAAGCACUGAUGAUGAAGAGGGAAACAAACCAAGGACUUCCUUCUUCAUGAACCUUUGUAGAAACAUAUGGUGUAUAUUUUGAUUUGUAUACAUACGAACAAUAGCUUUAUUGUUUCACACGUCGCUGAUGGAAUGUAUUGAGGUGUACUUCAGUGUAAAUGAUGUUUACUGUUUGUUUGAUACUUUGUGGCAACUGGAUCCAGAAAAGAAUGUAUUUUGUUGAGUGACAUCAGUGUAUGAAUAACUCCUGAUGGACAGUGCUGGUGGUGAAAAGGCUGAUGGCCUCUGGUGACGGAUGACAGGACAUAGCGCUAAGCUCAGUAAAGAAGAUUUCCCUAUAAGGGGUACAUAGAGCGCUUGUCACUUCCUUUACGUGCCCAUGUGACCAGUUGGGCUGUUCACACUAAAAGUGCCUGCCAGUGAUCCGCAGCAAUAGUUUCGGCUGUCUGUUUUUUCCACUAGCUGAGAGUGAAUCUGGCAAGAAAACACACAUAUAAAGGAUCUGAUUCCAAUAAAUUAUAGAAUAUGCAUCUGUUGGUUACUUUUCCACAUACAUAUAUGUCAGUUGUGUAUGAACAGGGAGCAGUGGCAUGAGCACACUCACACAAGCAGAGAGAGAGAGCUCUAUGUGUGAUUGGAACAGAGCAGAGGAGCAGAAUAGCUCGUUUACCAACACACAGAAGUGUUCCUGGUGUAAAUGGCCGGUUGACUGCUCGCAUGACAAUUGACAUAUCAGUGCGCUUCCUCGUCCAGUGUGACCUGGCAUCAAAACGGAAGUAGCAGAGGCCAGGAUAUACUGAUUCAUAGUCCCUAGUAUGGGUCAAUGGGUCAAGUGCCUCUUUGAUGAAACAAGCUGGUGAGGGUAAUGGAGCACCACCACAGUCAUUAUCAUUCAUCUCAGUUUUUCUUGACUUAAAUAAAGUGAGCAUGUGUACAAAAGGUAAAAUGCUUCACUGAACUUUGACUAAGCUGUGUGUUUGAUGGAUUUGAAUUGAAAACAAGUAGAAUAGGACACUUUCAGGUUUACUAGAUGGCCCAAAAAUAACAUGGCAUAAAAAUGCAAUAAAUACAAGAGAAUGGUUGGUAUCCAAAUGAUCCACUCUAAAAAGCUUUUUGUAGGUAGUUUUACAGAAAAUAAAUAUUUUAACAUGU
This is a messenger RNA of Epinephelus moara (kelp grouper), 4453 nucleotides long. It is a transcript of the gene nod1, whose product is annotated as nucleotide-binding oligomerization domain containing 1. Gene Ontology annotation, molecular function: protein binding. The transcript has 12 exons. Bases 127 to 2985 code for a protein of 952 amino acids. The record is from RefSeq and is a predicted model, not a curated record. NCBI's taxonomy places the organism in Eukaryota, Metazoa, Chordata, Actinopteri, Perciformes, Serranidae. Gene Ontology annotation, biological process: regulation of apoptotic process.